Molecule: messenger RNA, 489 nt
Organism: Heterotrigona itama
Lineage: Eukaryota; Metazoa; Arthropoda; Insecta; Hymenoptera; Apidae
Source: the annotation of a GenBank genome assembly
AUGAUAUCUUCAUUCCUGUCGUACGACGAAGAGCUUCUGAACAGCGCCUACGCGAACGUAAGUCUAAUCGCCGACAAAGCUUGGACCUUCGACAAGGAGGAUCCGUUUCAAAAACUAAAUCAAUCCCUGUCGAUUCAGAAUUACAAAUUGACCGCAAAGUACAGAGAGAACGGUACCUAUCGAACGAAAAGCGUUCGCGAUGUUAUCCCUAACUCCCGUUUGGCCAGCUAUGGCAAUUACGAGUACAACGAGGACCGGGAAAGCGUGUACAAGUCGGACGACAAUUCGUCAGCUGUCUCGCUGCCGAAUUUCUGCUGGACGGAAGUUACCGAACCGUGGAUGCUACCGGAGGUCGAGAAACACUUCGCCUGGCUAACUUCCGGUGGAGUUGCGCGAUCGAGUCGUGAACUGUUAGCUCUUACACUUAAACGUUGCCAAAAUGAUUCGCUAUUUGACUCGAGAUCACGCUGUUUCGUCGUUCUAUGUUAA